AUGGCGUCCGAUGAUUCAUCCAACGUGCCACUACAGGAGCUCACCGGAGCGGCAGCUGCGACGGCGGCAGUGGUGCCGCCGGUGAAGAGCCCCAAGCUGAAGCUCUACUCGUUCUGGCGAAGCUCAUGCUCGCAGCGCGUCCGCAUAGCCCUUAAUCUCAAAGGACUGGAGUACGAGUAUAAGCCGGUGAAUCUCCUCGCAAACGAGCAGUCAGAUCCAGAGUUUGAGAGACUGAACCCAAUCAAGUAUGUUCCGGCAUUGGUCGAUGGCGAAACGAUUGUCGCAGAUUCGUUUGCAAUCUUGCUGUACCUAGAGGACAAGUACCCCCAGUAUCCUCUGCUACCACAGGACCCCAAAAAGAGAGCACUGAAUAUCCAGAUUGCAAGCAUCGUGGGUUCAAGCAUCCAGCCACUACAAAACUAUCCUGUCUGGAAUUUCAUCGAGGAGAAGUUAGACUCCAACGAAGCAAUUAAGUGGACACAGCAUCACAUCAAUAGGGGCUUCACAGCUCUUGAGAAGUUGUUGAAAGGAUGCAGCACCAAAUAUGCCACAGGAAACGAAAUCCAGCUGGCAGAUGUAUUUCUGGAACCACAGAUAUAUGGUGGAAUUAAGCGCUUUGGAAUUGAUAUGUCAGUUUACCCUGUCCUGGCGAGGCUCCAUGAAGCGUUCCUGGAACAUCCUGCCUUCUUGGCUGCAUUGCCAGAGAAGCAACCAGAUGCACCUUCCCUCUGA
Miscanthus lutarioriparius is the source of this 732-nucleotide messenger RNA. The record is from the annotation of a GenBank genome assembly. Lineage: Eukaryota; Viridiplantae; Streptophyta; Magnoliopsida; Poales; Poaceae.